AUGGAGGAUGACAACUUUAGAGGUGACAUUACGGAGGAUGAAGAUUUGAGAGGUGACAAUAGUGAAGGUGUUACUAAUGUCGUUACUUGGCAGAAGAACGAUGACGACUCGAGUGAUGCUGCUGCUACUUUAGCUGCUGCUCUUGCCUCGGCCUAUGGGGGGGUGGACGAAGGAGACGAGGAGAUGGGGGAGGAGGAAGAGGAGGAGGAAGAGGAGGAGGAAGAGGAGGAGGAAGGAGCAGAGGAAGCAGAGGAAUCAAAGGGUGCAGAGGGAACAGAGCGAGCAGAGGAAGCAGAGGGAACUGAGGGAACAGAGGGAGGAAAGGAAUCAGCGGGAGCAGAGGGAACAGAGGGAGCAGAGGGAACAGAGGAAACAGAGGGAGCAGAGGAAGCAGCGGAAGCUGAGGGAACAGAGGGAGCAGAGGAAGCAGCGGGAGCGAAUGAUUUGGUGUGUGGCGAUGCAGAGGACAUGAGGCGUAUUGGUGCUGAUGCCUGUUUUGCUUCUCUGCUUGCCAUGGCGUAUGGGGGGGUGGAUGGGGAGGAGGAAGCGGAGGAGGAGGGAGGGGUUGAGGUAGAGGAGGGGAGAGUGAAGGGGAGGGAGGCAGAGGAGGAGAUGGAUGAACAGGAAGAGGAGGAAGAGGAGGAAGAGGAGGAGGAGGAUGAGGAUGAUGAUGAUGAUCUGGUGUGUGGUAGAGGGGCAGAGCAGGGAGCAGAGCAAAGAGCAGAGCAGAGGGCAGAGCAGAGGGCAGAGCAGAGGGCAGAGCAGAGGGCAGAGCAGAGGGCAGAGCAGAGGGCAGAGCAGAGGGCAGAGCAGGGAGCAGAACAGAGAGUGCAUGGGGUUCGGGGAAGAGCGGGAGUAGGGCGUGGGGUUUGGAAGGGUGGGCAUGGAAGGUUUGAUGCAGUUGAUGUUGAUGACUCGGAUCCCAGUCACACUGACUCAGCUUCAAGCUGUGAUGAGUCAGACGCCUCCACUGCUAAGGCUAGGGCGAGCAGGCGUGAAGCAGCUGCUGGGCGUUCAGCUGCUGCAGGAGGUGCGGGGAGGGGUGGGGAUGGUGGGACUGUUGGGAUUGGUGGGAUUGGUGGGACUGGUGGGGAUGCUGCAGCAGGUGGGGGGACUGGUGGUGCAGUUAGGGGUGGCAGCAGCGGGUCAGAAGGGAGCUUUGAGGCGCGGGUUUUCAGAGCGUCUGCAGCCCAGCGGGCUUCUGGUGAAGGGAUGAUGGGAGGGCGGAGAGUGGUAGGUAAGAGAGGAGCAGACGGGUCAGCAGAAAGGGCAGGAGAAGGGGCGGCAAAAGGGGCAGCAGAAGGAAUGUACGCAGCAGUUGACGGGGUGACAGAAGCAGCUGGUUACAGAAAGGCACAAAAUACAAAAGCAGCAGAUACGGCAACGGCUGUCGCUGCAGCAGAGAGGAUCGGGGGGGAAGCGGGAGCAAGCAUGGGCGCAGCAGGAACUGAGAGAAGGACAGCAGCAGGAGAAGCUGCAGACACUACAGGAGCAGCGGACAGGAGAGGGGUUGGAGCUGCAGAUGGGAGAGGGGUUGAAGCAGCAGAGAGGAAUUGCGUAGGAGUAGCAGGCAGGGGUUGGGUCGAAGCAGCAGCAGCAGCAGCAGCAAACAUGGAUGUGGAAAGAGAGGGAGGCACAGCAGCAGGAGCAGCAGAGGAAGAGGAGCAGCGGCAGGGGAGUUUGAGUGGAGAGAAGAGGGAAAGGCGGAAGGGGUUAAGAGAGAUUCAAGAUCUAACUGGAGGGUCCGAUGGAGGGCACAAAACGCCAAUGAGGAAAAGGAGGGAUGAUGGAUUGAAGGAUGGUCGGAUGACGGAUGGUGGGAUGAAGGGUGGAGUAGACAAGACGGAUAAGAGAGAGAGGGAGGUUGCGGUCGAGAGGGCAUCUGGUCUAAAGGAGCAGCUGAGAGCAUCAGUCCACACUGACCUUGCCAAGCGCAUGGCAGGGUGCCGUGACUUUGCGUCAGUCCUUGAUAAAAUCGGGAUAAAAGUGGAUGACAUGCCGCAACCAUCGACUCAGCAGGUUGAAGCAUCUUUCAAGAAGGCGCUGCUUCGGUAUCACCCGGACCGGAUGGCGAGGCUCGGAGCAGGGGCGGACGUUCUGAAGCAGGUAGAGGCAGAGGAGACCUUCAAGAUGAUGCUGGAGAAGAAAAAAACGCUUCCACUUGUUGCACCACCGCCUGCCCCACCUGCUGCUGCCCCAGCUUACCCAGAUUUUGGUCUGCCCAAGUAUCACAAGUUUGGCAGGAGACGUUAUUAUUACUAA
Molecule: messenger RNA, 2262 nt
Organism: Closterium sp. Naga37s-1
Lineage: Eukaryota; Viridiplantae; Streptophyta; Zygnematophyceae; Desmidiales; Closteriaceae
Source: the annotation of a GenBank genome assembly